CCGUUGCAGGUGCUACAAUGGGCCGUUAAUAACCCGUUACGGCCGGCAUCUAAAGCCUUUCCCGGCGCCUGUGCUCGGACCGGCGGACAGCGUCGACGGCACGCGGGCCUGUUUUAUGACCGAGGGAGGAGCCGGCGGGACGAGAGAUGGGAAGCGAGAGCGAGAGAGUGAGGGAGGGAGUGGGAGAGAAUGGUGUUUCGGUUUUAGGGUUUUGAGCGUGGAUCGAUAGGCGAUGACGAGACCUGCGCCCUCGAAUGAGAAAUCUUCCGGAUUUCUUCGUAACCACGGUGACAUUUCUUACCCUUCUUCCCCUUUUCUUGAAUCCAAAUAUCCGUCUGAAUCGAUCGAUCAAUCCAUCGUUCCCAUUAGGGUUUGGUUGCUCACGGAAGCGUGAAUUCGUUGCAGGUUGGGAUGGGAUGCUGGGAAAGAUCGCCGCGUUCUAUGUAAUCAUGGUUCGCUGCACCAAGGUAGAAGAAAGCUUCAACGUUCAGGCAAUGCACGAUAUGCUUUACCACCAUCAUCACAUUGAGAAUCAAUACGACUAUUUGGAUUUUCCUGGUGUCAUUCCUCGCACUUUUAUGGGUAAAUUUUCUAUGCUUUUAGCAAUGCGGUAUUGCAUUUAUGGAGGUAUAAUGUAGCUUGAGGAUGUCUGAAAACAGUUCUUUAAUGGAGUUUUCUUUUAUUUUUCUUACCAUGUUUGGGGCUCAAACCUUUAUUUGUUUGUGCACUGCUUUCACAUGUUAACAUGAGUGGCAGUUCUUUAAUGUGGUUAUACUAUGAGUAAUGUCGUUAUAUUAUGAUGAUAUUACAAUGUUGAAUUUCAAAAUGAUUUUGAUAUGAA
Molecule: messenger RNA, 841 nt
Organism: Phoenix dactylifera (date palm)
Lineage: Eukaryota; Viridiplantae; Streptophyta; Magnoliopsida; Arecales; Arecaceae
Source: RefSeq, a predicted model, not a curated record